Molecule: messenger RNA, 2513 nt
Organism: Rosa rugosa (rugosa rose)
Lineage: Eukaryota; Viridiplantae; Streptophyta; Magnoliopsida; Rosales; Rosaceae
Product: zinc finger protein ZAT9-like
Exons: 2
Coding region: 774-2261 (495 amino acids)
Source: RefSeq, a predicted model, not a curated record
GAGUGGAACCUUUUCACUUGCUCUUUGCUUAAUAGCAAGACAAAGGAAGGAAUAGUUAUAAGGAAGAAGAGGCAGUCAGUUUUUUGAGCUUUUUCUAAGCAAAGUGAGUGAGUUGGGUUCUUCUUCUUCUUCUUCGUUUUUCUGAGAGGAUUAUUGGCCAUUGGAUUUGGUUUUGGCGUAGGAUUCUCAGUUGAGUACACGUGCAUCUCUGCUAUCUUUACCUCUCACACUCACCACUUUUAUUAUCUUUGCUUCCAUGCAUGGAUUUCUCCUCCUCCAAAUAUAGUCAAGCUCACAAUAGUUAGUGAGAGAGAGAAAGAAACGCUCGCUCACUCACUCCCUCACUCUUUUCUCUCUUCUUGAUUUGGCUUCUUCAUCCCACAUCACUAGUAACAAUGACCUCAUGAUUUCUUCGAAUUACACUUCUUUUUCUCCAUAUUUCAACUACCCAAUUAAGAUGCUGAGCUCUCUCUUUUUCUACUAAAUUGUGAACCAGAAAGCUACUAGCUAUUUCACUAGCAAUCUGGUGAAUCAUAGAUUCAUUGGUUUUUCUAUUUUCUUUCACUCCAAGUUUGAGCUUAUCUCCUUGAUUUUCUGAUCUGAGCUGUGUCAGUUUUCUUUUGGGGUGUUCUGUUUCAUUAGCAUUUGGCUUGUCUUAGUGUGAUGAGAUCGAGAAUCCCCAGAUUUCACCAAGUUCUGUAAUCAGAUUUGAAGUCUCUGGUUUGUUAUCUGUAUUUCCUAUUUGUUGAAUUAAAUUAUAAGUUUGUAGUUCAAUGGAAGAAGAUCAAGAAUUCAAGCAUUUUUGCAAGUUGUGUAGCAAGAGCUUCCCCUGUGGAAGAUCUCUGGGUGGUCACAUGAGGUCUCACUUGAUCGACAACAAUUCGACAGAGGAUCAAAAAUUCAUCAACAGCAGAGUUAAGGUCUCCUCUCUCAGCAAUUACACUGAGACAGGUUUCGAAACUGGUCCUCAAGCAGGUUAUGGCCUCAGGGAAAACCCCAAGAAAACUUGGAGAAUUGCAGGUUCAAGUGAGGAAACUUCAGUUGACAACAAGCUAUGCAGAGAAUGUGGGAAAGGGUUUCAGUCAUGGAAAGCUCUGAUCGCUCAUAUGAAGUGUCACUCAAACUCGACUACUAAUAGCUUUGAGAACGAACAAGAUUCUUGGACUAGCAGUAAGGCCGUGGACAGCCAAUCUGAAAAUGAAACUACUAAUACUACUAGGAGAAGAACUACCACAUCCAGGAGAAGAAGAACAAGGUACAUAGCAACAACUACUACAACCUCUUCUUCUAAUUUCUCUAUUGUAAACAAUAAUGCUUCUUCAUCUGUUACUGAGAUUGAGCAAGAGCAACAGGAAGAGGUUGCUUGGUGUUUGAUGAUGCUCUCAAGAGAUGUGGGUCACUGGGGUGGCUUGAAAAUUGUUGCUGAUCUUGAUCACAGUAUCUCUGAUAACAAUUCAGGGUUUUCGGAUGCUCCAUCAUCCCUCAAGAUGAAUCAGGUUUCCGAAAUCAAGGAAGCUACUCUUGAGACUUUUAAACUGAAGAAACUAAAGAAAAAGAUGUUAGAUCAUGAGGAAGUUUCUGUUGGUGGGUUUUCCAAGAGUGACAAAACUAAGAAGAAUUUGAUACUCAAGAAAACUGAGUUAGCUGAAGCUCAAUUGGGUUCUAACAAGUUCAAUUCAAGCAACAAGAGAAAGCUUCAAGAUACUUAUGAUCAUUCUUCAAAAAGGAGUAAGUAUGAGUGUGGUACUUGCAACAAGGUUUUUAGGUCAUACCAAGCUCUAGGAGGCCAUAGAGCUAGUCACAAAAAGAUCAAAGGAUGCUUUGCUUCUAAGAUUGAGAGCAGUGAACACACCACUGAGUUUGACACAGACCUCUCCCCUGAUCAUCCCAUUGCAUCAGAUCACAGUAAGCUCAGUAAUGUCAUUGAUCAUCAAGAUGAUGUUGUAAAAGCUGAGAGCAUCAGUACAAAGAGUAAGGGGCAUUCUUGUCCAAUUUGCCUAAAGGUUUUCCCCACUGGUCAAGCAUUGGGUGGUCACAAGAGAUCACACUUGAUUGGUGGUUCAGCUGACAGUAAGAGCAGCCAAAGCACUAUAGUGAUUCCCAAACCAGCAACUCCUGAAGUUAGAGAGUUUCUUGAUCUCAACCUUCCUGCUCCUGUUGAAGAAGAGAUUAGUACCAGCCAUGCUGCUGCUGCUGCACAAUCCUUUAAGCCAUGGUGGGUAGGAACCAGCCAUAAGCCUUAUGAGGCUCUUGUUUCAUAGAAUUCUUCCAAACUUGCUUUGCGGAUCCGAGCUUCAAACUGAGAUUGAAGUUGCUAACAUUAGUAGCUGUGGAGGUGUACUCAAAAGAGGUCGACAGCCAACCACGUAUAUUAAUCUAUAUGAAAAAAGAGAAGACGAGAGUUGAAUUCUUAAACAUAUGUGACUAUUUGUGAUACACAUUUAUUCAAAUAAGUCCAACUCUUUCCAUUAUUUCUUCAAUACAAUAGAGCCUGUACUGAUGCCCGACCAAUG